Messenger RNA from Lodderomyces parapsilosis, 195 nucleotides. Its product is annotated as heat shock 9/12 family protein. The record is from RefSeq and is a predicted model, not a curated record. The transcript has a single exon. Lineage: Eukaryota; Fungi; Ascomycota; Pichiomycetes; Serinales; Debaryomycetaceae. Bases 1 to 195 code for a protein of 64 amino acids.
AUGUCUGACUUAGGAAGAAAAGAUCUCGGUGACAAAGUUGAAAGCAAGGUCAAACCAGACUCUCAAAAGUCUACUUUUGAACAAGCUAAGGACAAGGUUACUGACGCUGUUGACAGCUUGGCUGGUAAGGGAACUUCAGAAAAUGACAAGUCUGCUACUCAAUCUGCUUCUGACGCUGUCUUUGGUGACAAAUAG